AUGUUCUCCGAAACAGCACCAUCACAUUUAUCUGAAGCAAUAAUGACAGUUAGAAAAAUGGAAAAAAACUUUGUAAAAACUCAAAUGUUAACUAUGGAACAUGAUCGAAAUAAAAUACGUUCGAAUGUUAAUCGUCAUAUGGAAACAUUUCUACAUAUAACUCAAAAACGACAUGAAACAUGGUAUCGAUAUGAUAAAUAUUUUCGUGAAGCUUUAAAAAAAGAAAAAGAUCGACAUGAAAAACGUAAAGAACGAACUGGAUCAGCAACUCAUCCUAGUACUAAUAGUUAUCCAUCACUUAUUACAUUAAAUUCUCUUUCAGAACCAAUAACAAAAACUGAACAACGUACUUAUCAAGUUUUACAAGCUUCAAAAAAAUUACUUAGUGCAUCAGCAUCACGAUCACAAUCUGCUCGUAGUCAAAGUCGUCCAUCGACAUCACAAAGUACAUUUAAAACUUUUUCAACAACUUCAACAACAACAAAAAGUUCAUGUACAUUUAAUAGUGCAAGUCUUAUUGUACCAAUGACACAAUCGAUUGAUUAUAAAGAAUAUAAUCGUUUAAUGAAUGAAUCAUUAAAAGAUGAAAACUAUGGUAAUUUUAUUGAUCACUUUAUUAAAUUUCGUCCUGAAUUUCGUGAAAAUUUUGCUCAAUUUCAUCAAGCAAAUCAACGACGAAAUGCUGUAGAAAAAUUACGAGAAUUUAAUCAAACAUAUGCAAAACAAAAAGAUCAACGUUACUAUGAUUUAAUUAAUAGUCUUACUACUUUUCGUUUAGAACAAAAACGAAAACAAUAUAAAAUUUAA
This is a messenger RNA of Adineta steineri, 807 nucleotides long. NCBI's taxonomy places the organism in Eukaryota, Metazoa, Rotifera, Eurotatoria, Adinetida, Adinetidae. The record is from the annotation of a GenBank genome assembly.